AUGAAGACCACGGUGAAGGAAAGCUGCAUAGUCCGACCGGCGGAAGACACACCCAAGCAGCGGCUAUGGCUCUCCAACCUGGACCAAUUGUUCGUGAACUUCCCUCACGUCUCCCUGUUGCACCCUUACAACCCCGACGGUUCCCACAAUUUCUUCGAUGCCAGAGUGAUGAAGCAGUCCCUGGCCAAAACCCUCGUCGCCUUCUUCCCGGUCGCCGGGAGAUUGGCCCAAGAUGAAACCGGCAGGUUCGAAAUCGAUUGCAGUGGUCAAGGCGUCCUUUUUGCAGAAGCUGAAAUUGACGCGUCCAUGUCUGAACUCGGCGACUUCUCCUCGCCCCAAUUGUUGAGGCAAUUCUUCCCUGAAAUUGACUACUCCAGAGGCGUUUCCUCCCUUCCCCUGCUUCUCAUACAGGUGACAAGAUUCCGAUGCGGCGGAGUAUGUCUAGGGAUUGGGCUUCAACACGUCUUAUGCGACGGCGAAGGGCUCUCUAAUUUCAUGACAGCAUGGUCCAAUCAAGCUCGCGAUCUCCCCAUUACCAGCCCACCUCUCCUCGAUCGUACCUUUCUCAGAUCUACAUCAUCUCAACCUCUGUUUCAGCACCCAGAGUAUCAAGAAUCCACCACCGAUUCAACCCCAACUGCUAUUACUUCCACCGAGCAUACAGGGUACGAAUCCUCCCCUGCAGCUCUGCCUCCUCUGUUCCUGACUCCGACCGAGAUCCUCGACAUACGGAUUCAACAAAUCAAGCAAUUGAAGGGCAAGGCCAUCAGCUACAGCACCUACGAGGUCAUGGCUGCACACAUUUGGCGGUGCGUCACCGUAGCCCGGCGACUCGCCGACCAGAGAAAACCCAUCACUCUGCACAUCAGCGUCGACGGCCGGCAGCGGUUCAACCCGCCUCUGCCACCGGGGUACUUCGGCAACUGCGUGUUCCACGCCAAGGCGGUGGCGUCGCCGGCGGAAUUGGCUUCGGAAUCGCUGGAGAAAACGGCGGAGAGGAUCCGGCGAGCGAUAGGGAGGAUUGACGACGGUUACAUGAGAUCGGUGAUUGACUAUUUGGACCGGCCGGGGGACGAAACAUCGAAGUUUCGGAUCCCCGGGAAUACCGGGUCGCCCGACCUGAAGAUCAUAAGCUGGACCCGGAUGUCGUUUUUGCCGAAGGAUUUCGGGUGGGGCGACCCGAUGUUUACCCGGUCGGCGAACCCGUGGGAAGGGAAGUGCCACAUUCUGCCGAGAUCCGGCGACGACGACGAGAAUGUCCCGUUGGCCGUGUGUUUGGAGCCUGACGCGAUGGAGAGGUUUAAGGGAUUGUUUACUAGCUUUACUUUGCCGCCACAAUGGAGACUUUCACCGUUGUAG
Molecule: messenger RNA, 1359 nt
Organism: Linum tenue
Lineage: Eukaryota; Viridiplantae; Streptophyta; Magnoliopsida; Malpighiales; Linaceae
Source: the annotation of a GenBank genome assembly